GCUUCUCAUAUCAUACAGACAAACAUGCGCUGAGAACAUUAUUACUCCGAGCGAAGAGGUCUCGUUAAACCACAUUCCACUAUUCGACGGCAGUGGAGAAGGAAAAAGUCUCUCGUUUUUCUUCUACUUAUGUCGUUCAUAUUUUCGGAAAGUUUGUUUCGAUGUCCGAAGAAAGAUAAAUAAUUUCAGCUUGAAUUAGACCGAGUUUGGUGCUAGAAGACGGUAUCGCAGUGAUGGAUGUUAGGUGCAUCCCUGGCAGGCCAUGAAAGUUGCGUUAUUGGGGUGUAUUUUAGAGCGAACGGAACCGCAGUGAGCGUCGAAAAUGUCAAUAAAUCUGGAGAAAAAUCGAGAAUCCAUCGUACAGGCGUGGAAGGCGGUGGUUGACACGAAGAGCCCUACCGAUUGGGCUCUUUUUACCUACGAGGGACAAACUAACGUGCUGAAGCUUCAGGAAACCGGUGAGGACGGCAUAUCGGAACUUGCUGCCGAGCUAAACUCUGGGAAAAUACAGUACGGGUUCCUACGGGUUGCUAAUAAUGAAACUGGAAUUGCAAAGUUUGUAUUCAUCAAUUGGCAGGGAGAAGGUGCGCCUACGUCCCGUAAAGGUACCUGUGCAAAGCAUGUUGGGGACGUGACAAACCUGCUCAAGGGGGCCCAUAUUACAAUCCAUGCCACCAACGAAGAUGAUGUGGAGGAAGCACGGGUGCUGGAAAAGCUCCAGAAAGUGGUUGUAAAUGAUUUCAAGGUCAAAGAUUACUCACAGGCCAACGGGCAGCUGCGUGUGUCCUCCCUAACUAAAAUGUGGAAUACUGCAGGAUAUGACACUCCGAAUCCAGUGGGCACCAACUACUGUCGGGUCAUUCCAACUAAGGAGAUCAAUCCGGCCGAGAGGGAUGAGUUCUGGCGUAAAGAAGAGGAAGAAGAGAAACAUCGACUGCAGCUGGAAUACGAGAGGAAGUUGAGCGAAACGGUGAAACUUGAGGAGGAACGUAGACGGCGGGAGGAGCGUGAAUACGAGAAACGAGAAGCAGCACUCGAUAGUCCUCAGAGCCCGGAUAAGAGCUACGCUCGACAGGCAUCUGACAGCUCUAAAAUAGAACGAGAGCGGGAAAUUAAACAAGUUGUCGAAGCAAGUGGUAAAGUGAGUUCGGCAAAGGCUCGGUUUCUGAGCAGUACCGCUCAGCUAAGCCCGACACAUAUUCAGCAGCAAGUGCAACAGGAGCUUGUUUUGUCUCCGGAUUCCUCGAACGAGGAGAGAAGCCUUAUCAAUGAACUUAAGGCAGAACUGGAAGUUGAGGAGAGCACAGCCAUUGGUGGUGCGAUUCCGGAGGUGCAAGCCGAACCUGUGGAGUUUUUCGAUCCGAAUGCAACCAUCGAUCUGUCGGACGAAGAUAAUAUGAUCCGAGCGAGGGCACUGUACGAUUACCAGGCGGCUGAUGAAUCAGAAAUAAGCUUUGACCCUGGCGAUAUCAUCACACACAUUGAUCAAAUUGACGAAGGUUGGUGGCAAGGAUUGGCGCCGGACGGUACCUACGGUUUAUUUCCGGCUAACUACGUCGAGUUGAUUUAACCAGCCCGCACAAGGAUUUGAACUAACCGAGCAAAACCGAGUCAUCCUCCUUACACACACAUACACACACACACACACACACAAACAUCCACGCACUUAUGCAGAAAAUCAUGGUCAUCACAUUGUCUAACGUGUAUUAGUCUAGGAUUUAAAAUCGCCUCCCUAAGUAGUAUUUUACUCGUUGUCACUUAUCUGCGUAUGCCAGAAAAAAAUCGUAUUAUAUUAUGUUUUAUGUAGAUGAAACUAUUAUCAUUUAUUUACGGUACUAAGUCGAAUAUGAUUCGUAAUCCAUUGGAUGCAAUCUAGAAGUUUAUAAACACAAUUGUAACAUUCGAACAAUUGUCUAUACUUCACUUAGGUUGUAACGUUUCAACGGAGAUAAAUGUGGAAUGCACAUUUAAACAUUGUUAUUAGGUGCUCUUUAAAAUUCUACCGACAAGAAAUGAGAUAAUUCAUCUUAUUAUGCAGCGCAAAAUGUAAUCACGAAAGAUAAA
Messenger RNA from Toxorhynchites rutilus septentrionalis, 2064 nucleotides. It is a transcript of the gene Abp1, whose product is annotated as drebrin-like protein. Bases 323 to 1570 code for a protein of 415 amino acids. NCBI's taxonomy places the organism in Eukaryota, Metazoa, Arthropoda, Insecta, Diptera, Culicidae. Gene Ontology annotation, molecular function: actin filament binding. The transcript has 5 exons. Gene Ontology annotation, biological process: regulation of actin filament polymerization; positive regulation of dendritic spine morphogenesis; postsynaptic actin cytoskeleton organization. Gene Ontology annotation, cellular component: postsynaptic density; site of polarized growth; actin filament. The record is from RefSeq and is a predicted model, not a curated record.